Messenger RNA from Arabidopsis thaliana (thale cress), 1194 nucleotides. RefSeq names its product F-box family protein-like protein. The transcript has a single exon. NCBI's taxonomy places the organism in Eukaryota, Viridiplantae, Streptophyta, Magnoliopsida, Brassicales, Brassicaceae. Bases 1 to 1194 code for a protein of 397 amino acids. The record is from RefSeq and is marked reviewed.
AUGGAGAGACAAAAAAAGAAGGAUAUGGAUUUUCUCACAGAGGAUCUAUGGGAGAUUAUACUUGCGAGAUUACCACUAAAGAGCAUCAUCACCACUCCAAAACUGGUUUGCAAGGUAUGGAAAUCAAUCAUUGAGUCUCGGUGUUUCCGCGACCUUUUCCAAUCUCUACACCAAAACUCUCAUCAUUCUUCAUGGUCACUCAUGUGUAGAGGUUGUGAGACAGAGAUCAUGUCUCACUAUGGAUCUGACAAUUGGAAUCUUAACCAUUCUCUCGGUUAUUACAUCUCUUCCUUCCUUACCGACAAAUUCGAGAACUAUAAUGAAGCUAGAGUCGUGUCUUACACGGAUGUUGGAUUGAUAUUGGUUCAUCGAGUGUCAAGUCAGUCUUUCUACGUAGCUAAUCCUGUUUCUAGGCAAUGCGUAGAGAUUCUUCCUUCACAGAAACUGGAUUGUUUCUGGAUUUUGGGAAUAGCUACAAGAGUUGAGAAUGGCGUCGUUUUAGGUUACAAAGUUGUUCUGUUGAAACCUAACUUCACUUUCCUCAUAUAUUCAUCUGAGACAGGCUUGUGGAGUCUCAACAGUGACACUUUUCCUUUCAGCUAUAUAUCUCAAGAGUUUAACAAUCCCAUUAGCUUGAACGGAAGUCUUUACUGGCUCGCCCACGGUUCCGAGUAUCAAGAUUUCAUUGUAUCCAUCGAUUUCUAUGUUGUUGAUAGCCGCUCUGAUCGAUGCCGCGCUACGCCAUUUCCUGAUUUAGAUAAAGUUCCGAAAUUCAGAAGAACUUGCACAACUUCUCAAGGAUGUCUCAUGUAUAUGAACAUAUUCUCUAUACCAAAAGUUGAUGGUAAUUUAGAGGACAAGUUAUGUGUAUGGAGGCUAGAGAGCUGGCAAUGGCGACUAGUAUUCGAAAUAUCUUUGGAUUCUAUUAAGACUGGUUUCGAUUAUAUUCCGUUGGGAACAGACCCUUUUGAUGCUAAAACAGUCUACCUUUGGAGUCGCAAAUGCUUGUUAUCUAUUAACUUACACAAUGGAGACAUUGUGCUCCACAAGGAUGUGGAACAUAGCAGCGCGGGUCGCAUUCUGAAUUCCGUUGAUUGCCCGAGAGAUAUGACAUACAUCUUAGAAUCAAACUUUGCCUCGUUCGUUCUCCCACAGUGGAUGCAUCCGUUCCCUAGCACGGUGAGGAGUGUUUAA